This is a messenger RNA of Haliotis rubra (blacklip abalone), 1671 nucleotides long. Its product is annotated as E-selectin-like. The coding region runs from base 4 to 555 and encodes 183 amino acids. The record is from RefSeq and is a predicted model, not a curated record. Lineage: Eukaryota; Metazoa; Mollusca; Gastropoda; Lepetellida; Haliotidae. The transcript has 2 exons.
CACAUGAGACAUUUCAAAAGCAGAGAUUUCGUUGUUAAUAGUUCAACUACUUCCGAGUUCCUUUUUCCAGCUUUACAAUGCAACCGGUAUCGAGCACGUACCAUCAUGAAUGUCGCCAUGAACAACAAAUGCUACUACGCAUGGCCCAGGAGGCGGGGGACUUACAACGAGGCGGUGAAGCUGUGUCAAAAAGGUGGAACCCACGUCUUGUUCACUGAAACGAAAGAGGAGCACCAUCGACUUAUAAGCAGGCUAGGCCCUGCCUUCACGAGGAUUUGGAUUGGUCUGGAGAGGAAUGGCUCUGAAUGGAGGUGGCAAGGGGGUCAACGAAGUCGUCCAGUUGAGAAGCUGUUGUUUGCAGACAACCACAAGUCCACCAAGGGACACAAUGCCAUUGUCAGUAAAUCAAAGGGGCAGUACAUCUGGCAAGUCCAAGACCCCAACAAAACAUUUCAAAUGGUCUGUGAACAGGAACAGGGCAAGAACACUGCAGACAGGGUCUUUGAAGAGUCGUCACCUGAUGGCCGAUAUGAAACCACGGGGGGGCUUGGCUAACUCUGAGUCAGCUGAUAGCGCCAUCAGCACGGAAACAGAAUUCUCCUGGGCGGCAACAGAUACGUCAUCACUGUUUGUUGUCGGACAAGGCACUCUACGUGUACAAGGAAGUAUCACCGAAACUGUUGUCAUGGCAACCGGAGAAUCUUUAGAAUCGGAGGAAACCAAAAGCACCGUAACAGUAUCGGGGACACAGAUGCCCUAUGAAAUAUCCUACUCCCGGUUUGAAGUGAAGAAAGACUUGAACAGGAUACCGGUACCAUCGUGGGUAAACGUUGAAACGUCCGCUUCUUUCAAUGAAGACUUUAGGGUAGUAACGGAUGCCACACAGAACGUUGAAUGGGACGCUGGAUCAAGACUGGGACCAAUUAAAGCUCACGGACAAUCUAGCAACCUGAUAGUUGAACCUGAAUACUCCAUUAUACCAGGACAGUUCAGCCCUGCAAGGCGAUCUAUCAAAUCGGAACAAACCACUAAAAUGGAUCAAACUUUUACCCGAGAACAAUCCGGUAACCUAGGGGAUUCUAGCUUUCUAGGACAAGGUAUAAAUCCAGGACAAACUAUCAAACCGGGAAAGACUUUUGCCCCAAAACAAACUAGUAGCCUUGUAUAUUCUAGCUUUCCAGAACACGUUAUUAACCCAGGACAAACUGUCAAACGGGAGCAGACUUUUACCACAAAACAAUCCAGUAGAGGCGGGGAUUCUAACCUACAAGAAACAUAUAUUACUUCAGAACAAACUUUUGACCAAGUCAGUGAUUUUACCUUUGAAGCACAAUCUAGCAAUCUUCAGCAAGCUACUGUCCGACAGCAAAACAAUACUGUCAGACAAGACCCACUCGAAAAAGCAACACAAGAGACGACUUCGAUACUCGACCAAGGAACAGAAUCCUCUUUAGAAAUAGUUUCUGUUGGUUUCAGUGCAACAACUGUUCCAACACCAGCUUCAACAACAUUACGUACAGGUCAAGACACAGGCACAGAACCCUUACCAUCAGUGGACGCUCUCAUCUCAAGCACCAUCCCCUCCCAGAUACACUCGGUGCGCCGGACGGUGGGGGACAGGACUUCCCCCUUGGCUGUAACAGAGAGCCACCAGCUGUCCAGUUCGAUUCA